AUGGUGAAUCAAAUUUUACAAUCCGUUUUGGCCGCCAUAGCCAGCUUCGCGGUCAUCACUCUCAUCUUCUCCUUCGUCUACUUGAUCUGUCGGACCACCAGAAAACACCGGCCGGACAUCGAAUCCCGAAACCGAACCAGAGCCGUCCGUACAGUUCCCGAUAUGGCUACUUCAACGUCCUUCGUCAGCGUCGCCGAGAGCCAGCUUUUUGACCCGACGUUGACCCAGAUCGACAUGUCGGACCUGGUAAAAGGGACUCGAAAUUUUUCGCCGGAUCUGAUCGUCGGCGACGGCAGCUUCGGCUUGGUUUACAAAGCCAACCUCCCAACCGGCGUCACCGUCGCCGUUAAAAAGCUCGGCGCCGACGCCUUCCAAGGCUACCGGGAGUUUCUAGCUGAGAUGGAGACGCUUGGAAAGAUCCGACACGAAAAUAUCGUCCAGUUUUUCGGGUAUUGCGCAACGGGUACGGAUCGGAUCCUUAUUUAUGAGUUUAUAGAAAAAGGGAGCCUCGACCAAUGGCUUUUCGACACGUCACCUGAGAAUGACACGUCAUCAUUAUCUUGGAAGACUAGAGUCAAAAUUAUCAGAGGAGUAGCAAAAGGGCUACAAUUCAUGCACAAUUUGGAAACACCAAUAAUUCAUAGAGAUAUUAAGGCUAGCAAUGUGUUACUUGAUUCGAACUUCGAGGCACAUGUUGCCGAUUUCGGAUUGGCUCGAAGGGUUGACGGUGCACAUUCACAUGUUUCGACUCAGGUGGCUGGGACCAUGGGGUAUAUGCCACCGGAGUAUUUUUACGGAGCACCUUCUGCUACUGUUAUGGGAGAUGUGUACAGUUUUGGGACACUUAUGUUUGAGGUUGCGACUUGUAAACGUCCGAAUUUGCCGAUAAAAGAGGACGAGAAGGAGAUGCGGCUCGUUGAAUGGGCUACGAGAAUGGUGUCUCAAAAUCGAGAAAUGGAAAUGGUUGAUGUUGGCAUACCGAGAGAAGAACUGAAAGAUGCAGAGGUUGUGGAGUUCUUCAAGAUCGCUACGUUUUGUACCACUGAGUCUCAUAAAUUACGCCCGAAUAUGAACGAAGUCGUCGAAUUGUUGGAUCGGCUUCAAGACGAAGCUACAAAUCAGUGAAUUCUAAUAAUCUUUUAUUUGGGUUUUUUAGAUUUUGAAGAAUUCUUAGUAGUAUUUUUUGCUUUUUCUUUGAGAUUUUAUCGGUUUAUUCAUGAAAAUGAUGUAUGUAUCAUAUAUUGUAAAGAAUAAGGGGUCAUUUACCUAAAUGUUUAUCUGGUAAACGCUUACCAUUAGGCAUCAACACUGUAAUUUAUUCUACCGAAUAAGAUUGUAGUACAUC
Molecule: messenger RNA, 1345 nt
Organism: Cynara cardunculus var. scolymus (artichoke)
Lineage: Eukaryota; Viridiplantae; Streptophyta; Magnoliopsida; Asterales; Asteraceae
Product: leucine-rich repeat receptor protein kinase EMS1
Exons: 1
Coding region: 1-1125 (374 amino acids)
Biological process (GO): protein phosphorylation
Molecular function (GO): protein kinase activity; ATP binding
Source: RefSeq, a predicted model, not a curated record